AUGUUGUUCAAAACUUUGGCUGCUGCCGCUUUGGCAUCGGUCUUUUCCAGUUGCGUGACCGCUGACGAUCUACCAGCGAUUGAAGUCGUUGGUAACAAAUUUUUCUUCUCCAACAAUGGUUCCCAAUUCUACGUGAGAGGUAUUGCUUACCAAGCUGACACUGCAAAUGCUACUGAUGGUGACAGUAUUAACGAUCCCCUAGCUGAUUACGAUAAGUGUUCGAGAGAUAUUCCAUACCUACAGAAAUUAAACACAAACGUUAUUCGUGUUUAUGCUGUCAACACUUCUUUAAACCACGACGAAUGUAUGAGUGCCUUGAAUGAUGCCGGCAUUUAUGUUAUUGCUGAUCUGUCUGCUCCAAAGGAUUCGAUCAACAGAUUGAGCCCAUCGUGGGACAUCGACUUAUAUGAUCAAUACACUUCUGUUGUCGAUGAAUUUUCUCAAUAUCCAAAUGUCAUGGGUUUCUUCGCUGGUAACGAAGUUACCAACAAUAACACUAAUACUGAUGCUUCUCCUUUCGUCAAGGCUGCUGUUAGAGAUAUGAAGGCUUAUAUUAAGGAGAAAGGUUACAGAUCUAUUCCAGUCGGUUACUCUUCUAACGAUGAUGAAGACACUAGAGUCCCAAUGGCUGACUACUUUGCUUGUGGUGACAGUGAUGCCAAGGCUGAUUUCUAUGGUAUUAACAUGUACGAAUGGUGUGGUGAUGCAAACUUUCAAAACUCUGGUUACGCUGACAGAACAAAGGAUUUCGCUAACCUAAGUAUUCCAAUCUUUUUCUCAGAGUAUGGUUGUAAUGAAGUUAAGCCAAGAAAGUUCACUGAAGUUGAAGCUUUGUACGGCGAUAAUAUGACUGACGUCUGGUCUGGUGGUAUUGUUUACAUGUACUUCGAAGAAGACAACCAAUACGGUUUAGUCAGCAUCGACAGUAAUAACGACGUUAAGACUUUGGACGACUUCAACAACUAUUCCUCUGAGAUCGCUAAGAUCUCUCCAACUUCCGCUAACACCGCUUCUUACUCUGCUACUUCUACUUCUCUAGAAUGCCCAGCUACCAACUCUAACUGGAUGGCCGCUACCGAUCUUCCACCAACUCCAAGCGAAGAUUUGUGUGACUGUAUGAAAGCUGCUUUGUCCUGUGUUGUCAAGGAUGAUGUUGACGAGGAUGACUACCAAGAUAUGUUCGACUACAUCUGUAGCCAAAUCUCCUGUGAUGGCAUCACUGCCAAUGGUACCACCGGUGACUACGGUUCUUACUCAUUCUGCCAGCCUAAGGAGAAGCUAUCAUUUGUCAUGAACUUGUACUACAACCAACAAGGUGGUAGCAAAUCCAACUGUGAUUUCAGCGGUUCCGCAACAUUGCAAUCUGCCACCACUCAAAGUGCGUGUGGCACUGCUUUGAGUCAAGUCGGUAGCAGCGGUACCAACAAGCCAAGCAGCUCCGUUUCUUUCAGUGGCUCCAAGUCUUCUUCCAAGAGCGGUUCUGGUUCUGCUUCUGGUUCUUCUACUUCAAGUGGCUCCUCUGGUAGUUCCACAAGCACUGGUAGCCGUAACGCUGCUAUCUCUAACGCUCGUAUUAACUUGUCUCAAGUCAUCUUAUCAUCAAUUGCCACCAUUUCCUUGGUCGCAGGUGUUGGUUUCGCUUUGGCUUAG
Molecule: messenger RNA, 1650 nt
Organism: Torulaspora delbrueckii
Lineage: Eukaryota; Fungi; Ascomycota; Saccharomycetes; Saccharomycetales; Saccharomycetaceae
Gene: GAS1
Product: 1,3-beta-glucanosyltransferase GAS1
Exons: 1
Coding region: 1-1650 (549 amino acids)
Biological process (GO): fungal-type cell wall (1->3)-beta-D-glucan biosynthetic process
Cellular component (GO): cytoplasm; fungal-type cell wall
Molecular function (GO): 1,3-beta-glucanosyltransferase activity
Source: RefSeq, a predicted model, not a curated record